GCUAAAUUACUGUUAUAGUUUGCACAUAUCCUCCUGUGGCGAUACACACAAAGUAUUGCAAUGGUUACGAAUAAACAAUAGUCAUACUAAUUACUUAUUACUUUUUACUUUUAACUUGCGUUACCUCGUGGAAAUAAAAUCUUUAUCCGUUUACAUCACGCUUUAUUUUUAACUCGUUUUUUUCGAAACCCAUAAAUUUGGUGACCCCGACGUGAUUGCGAAACGGUACCGCGUGAUAUUUUUUUUUCCGGUAAACUCAGUUUUCGGUGUUUUACGGAUUUCGAAAAAAAAACGGACCUACACGCUACAAACGACACGACUAUGGUGACUUCCGUUUUAACGACAGCUUCUUCAACAUGCCUAACGACGAAAAGUCCAACGAGCAGCAGGCCAAUGACAACCACGUGGCCGCGAUAAACGUCGUCAAACUUCCAUGACCGCUAUGGCGACAAAAUCCAGCCAGAUACUUCACCGUCGUAGAGAACACUUUCCUACUCCACAAGAUAACCUCAGACACGACGAAGUACAGGCACGUGAUCAACACCUUGGAGCCGGACCUCAUCGACCUCGUGGGCGACAUCAUCGAAGAUGACUCCGCGGAAACGAGGAUGAAGAAACUUCUCCGUGGCCAACCGAUGGGAGACACGAAACCAAGCGUGUACAUCCAGAAAAUGCGAAGUCUGGCUGGCGGAAGAUGUGACGACGCCAUCCUGAGACCACUCUUCUUGGAGCAACUCCCUGAGCAAGUACAAUCCAUCCUGGCUGUGAGCAAGAACACCGACCUGUCCGAGAUAGCGGAUCGUAUCAUGGGCACGAUUCGACCAUCGAUAGCGGCAGUUCACGUGGCGCAUCGCUCGACGUCCGUCUCUCCAGAUAUACCAAGGACCACUUUCGCCGGAGGCCUACGACCUUGGUCAGAUCAUGCUAGCGAUCAACCAACUACGCAGCGACUUUGA
This is a messenger RNA of Agrilus planipennis (emerald ash borer), 956 nucleotides long. RefSeq lists its product as uncharacterized. Bases 609 to 956 code for a protein of 115 amino acids. Lineage: Eukaryota; Metazoa; Arthropoda; Insecta; Coleoptera; Buprestidae. The transcript is spliced from 2 exons. The record is from RefSeq and is a predicted model, not a curated record.